Molecule: messenger RNA, 5135 nt
Organism: Morone saxatilis (striped sea-bass)
Lineage: Eukaryota; Metazoa; Chordata; Actinopteri; Moronidae
Gene: slitrk5
Product: SLIT and NTRK-like protein 5
Exons: 2
Coding region: 868-3495 (875 amino acids)
Biological process (GO): positive regulation of synapse assembly; axonogenesis; regulation of presynapse assembly
Cellular component (GO): membrane
Molecular function (GO): protein binding
Source: RefSeq, a predicted model, not a curated record
UUGGGGGAUUUAUGCAUUUUCACGAGUGAUUCCGGCUGCCAUACUAUGGUAAUUGUUUCAUAAUAUGUCCAUCGCUGUAGGGGGAUGCGCUGGUUUGCGCCAACCAAGAUCAAGUUCCACUAGUUGAAACGUUGGUGGGAAGAUAAAGCUUGUGUAUAUACAUAGGAUAUCUCAUGACCAAUGCAGGACUGGAGGAAGGGGGAUCGGAUUCUUGCAUCCGAGGGCAAAAACUGGAGGAACAUAUCCGCUGAUCUCCGGUCGAUUUGGACGGUGUGGCAAUUGAAAUAAAGAGACCUUGGGCAGAUCUAUACAUAAACUGGUACAAGCAGCACCGCUGGCAGCAGACAAGGGGGGAUUCGUGCCUCUCUCCUCCGCUUCCUUCCUCAGUGCGCAUGGAUGAAAGUCACAGUUAAAAUGCAUGCGGCAAGUCUCGUCUGAUGUGGGAUUACCGAGUUUUUAUUCGCCCCCUUUUCUCCACCAUGUUCGAACUUUGGUUUUGGCUCUUUUUCCGAGAUGAUACCGCUAAUUUCAGUGGCUGCUGGAAGAACACAGGAUCCCGUUUUGCCGUGCUGGCUGUCACGUUAUUGGCCUGAAUGAGACUGUAUAUAUAUAUAUAUGCGCUCUUCGAUGUCUGGUUUAUGGAGCUAAACACCGAGACUUGACUUUAAGGAUUUUUUUUUUUCACCCCCCUUUUUUUUGACAGCCGACGGAAGGGCGGGCGGUGAAAUCACGAAAUCCAUGUUUGAGAAAGAAGACGGGGCACAGCCGUGAUUUUUCGGGAUGCUUUGGCGUUUACCGGGAUCAGAACGAUGACACCUCAUACUGGUACCGCACUUGAGUGAGCUGGGGCAUCCUCUCCCAGGAAAAAUGCAUAUCUGGAUCCUAAAAAUAAUCCUUCUGAUUGCAUCAUCUCUGAGGCUGGUCGAGAUGUAUGACAAUUAUGGGGAGAUCUGUCGAAACCUGUGUACGUGCGAGGAGAAGGAAGGGAUCCUGACGGUGAGCUGCGAGAACCGGGGGAUCAUCAGACUGACGGAGGUCAGCCCCGUCCAUUUCUCCAUGUACCACCUCCUGCUGACAGGGAACCUCCUGAAGAAGCUGUCAGUCAAUGAUUUCAUCAAUUACACCGGGGUGACCAUCCUGCACUUGGGGAACAAUGAUAUCUCUGAGAUAGAGUCAGGUGCCUUCAACGGACUCCAGGGAUUAAAAAGGUUGCACCUGAAUAACAACAAGAUUGAAGUUCUGAGGGAUGACACCUUUGCAGGACUAGAGAGUUUGGAAUACCUACAGAUUGAUUAUAAUUACAUCACCAAUAUAGAGUCCAAUGCCUUGAGCAAACUACACCAACUGACAGUGUUGAUUUUGAAUGACAACCUGCUCUCUGCCAUGCCCCUGAACAUCUUCCGGAAUGUCCCCCUUACGCACUUGGACCUGAGGGGGAACCGGUUAAAAAUGUUCCCCUACAUCGGCCUCCUUGAGCACAUGGACAAAGUUGUGGAAUUACAACUAGAGGAGAAUCCUUGGAAUUGCUCCUGCGAGCUCAUUGCUCUGAAGGCUUGGUUGGAGAGUAUAGCCUAUACAGCUCUGGUGGGAGAAGUGGUGUGUGAGACACCGUUCAGGCUCCACGGUAGGGACCUGGAUGAGGUGUCCAAGCAGGAACUCUGCCCAAGAAGACCCCUAGAAGACACAGUCAGGCCUGCACCCCCUAGCAGCACUAAUGGAUAUUACCAGACCACACCUGCUGCUGUCACAGCCUCCGCCACCUCCUCGGCUGUAUUUAGGUCCUCUUCUAGGCCUACCAAGGGCACACGCCAAUUUAACAGAACUAGGUUAAAGCCCACUUCCCGAAUACCAGGCGGUAACCCUUACAACUACGGCCCCAUCAUUGCUUUUCAGACCAAAUCUCCUGUGCCUUUGGACUGUCCUACUGCCUGCACGUGUAACCUGCAGAUAUCUGAAAUCGGGCUAAAUGUCAACUGUCAAGAGAGAAAGAUUGAAAGCAUUUCUGAUCUAAAACCCAAGCCAUACAAUCCUAAAAAGAUGUAUCUCACUGGAAAUUACAUCCCUGUGGUACGAAGAUCAGAUUUUGUCGAUGCCACUGGAUUGGAUUUGCUUCACUUGGGAAACAACAGGAUAAGUCUGAUCCACGACCGGGCUUUUGGGGAUUUAACCAACCUGCGUAGGCUGUAUUUAAAUGGUAAUCUCAUGGACAGGCUUACAGGAGAAAUGUUUUUUGGUUUGCAGAACUUGCAGUAUCUUUAUUUAGAGUACAACAAAAUCAAGGAGGUUGAAGCGGGCACUUUCCGCUACCUCCCUAAUCUUCAGCUGCUUUUCCUCAACAAUAACCUGCUGAAAACCUUACCUGUGGGCAUCUUUUCCAGCCUCUCCCUGUCUAGGCUUAAUCUGCGCAACAACCAUUUCCAAAACCUGCCUGUGAGUGGUGUUUUAGAUCAGCUGAAGCUGCUGGUGCAAAUAGAUUUGUUUGAAAACCCCUGGGACUGCUCCUGCGACAUAGUGGGGAUGAAGAUGUGGCUCGAGCAACUCAGCGCAGGCACUGUGGUUAACGAGGUUGUGUGCGAGACGCCCAGACGCCACACAGGAAUGGAUCUGCGCUCGAUCCAGUCGGAGGAGCUCUGCCCAGACGACUCUGAUGCUUACAUCUUGCCGACUACCCUUACGGAUGAGCCCAUGGACGAACGGGUCGUCACCACAGACGCCCCGCAGAAGUUCAACACCCCCAGCAGCACCGUCCCCCUCUCUGUCCUCAUCCUCAGCCUCCUGCUUGUUUUCAUCAUGUCUGUCUUUGUGGCCGCAGGGCUGUUUGUUGUAGUGAUGAAAAAGCGCAAAAAGUCACAGAGUGACCGCACUAGCACCAACAAUUCAGAUGUCAGCUCUUUUAACUUGCAGUACAGCCUCUACAGCAACCGCUCCGGUCCCAAAGUUAAGGCCCCAGCCGGUCAUGUCUAUGAGUAUAUCCCCCACCCCAUGGGCCAUAUGUGCAAAAACCCCAUUUACAGGUCACGAGAGGGAAACACAGUGGAGGAUUACCGUGACCUCCAUGAGCUCAAGGUUGCGUACAGGAGUAACCCGGAUGAGGAGAGGGAUAGCAGUACGAUGAGGAGCCCUACGUACAGUGUUAGCACCAUUGAGCCACGUGAAAACCCCUCCCCUGUGCCGGAUGCAGAUCAUUUCUUCAGAGGCAUCCUUGAGCCUGAUAAGCAGCAGCCCCAUCAGUCCAUGGCAUCCAUCCCAGCAGGUGCCAAUUUAGAGUACAAGUACACAGGGCCUGUGUCGUACACAUACAACCCAAAUUUUGAUGUCAGACGUCAGUUCUUGCACCCAGAGAGGAUAAGAGAAACAGUCCUCUACGGCACAGCACCCAGUACUGUUUAUGUUGAGCCCAACAGAAAUGAGUAUUUGGAGCUAAAAGCUAAACUUCAGUCUGAGCCCGAUUACCUCGAAGUUCUUGAGAAACAGACCACCUUUAGCCAGUUCUGAGCAACAGGAUCAUUAAUGUAAUGAAGCAUUUUGUCUCUUGACCCUCCUUGAAACAGUGGCUCAGUUUAUAGGGUGCCUUGGCACAUUACAAACAAGCAAAAGCAAAAGGAGUUCAAACGGGGUGUGCCGAACAAUCUUAUUCUUAUUUCUGAAACAUUACACAACAGGAAUGGAUACAGCUUUCUGAAACAUGGAUGAACAAAAUUGCUCUACUUAACUGAUGAUGCAAAAUCUAUUUUUCUAUGGUGAAGAUCGAAUAACACACAAAAUGUAAGUGUACAGGUAAAUCUUACCCAACUUCAUUUUCAGGAAUAUAACCAUACAUAAGGUAUAUUGUGAAUCAGAAAAGAAAUGUUUAUAAAAUCACUCCUGGACAAAAACACUGUACAGCAGAUCAUCGAAACUGUGUAGGACUAUUUUCUGCUGUAGUCUGUAAGUAAGUAUUUAUUGAUAUAAUCUGCCAUGUCUUUUCAAAACUUUUGAUUCUACAUCAAUAUUACCUGUGUCAUCAUACUCCAUGAUCCUCAGGCUUAUGUUUGUAGUUUCAUUUACUGUAGCUCUGCAUUGUAAAAGUGGCUUUUUUUGAAAGUGGCACACCCCCAAUGUUCAAAAAAGACUGCGUCAUUUGAAGAAGAUGAAAAAAAAAGUGUCUUUGUAUGCUUUCUGCACUUUUUGGAAUUGGAAGGCAAGUUAGCCUUCAAUGAGCUCUCAUAAAGGAGAUUAUUAUAUUAAAAAUGAAUAUGGGUAUUCAUUCUUAAUAUGUAGAAUUGAUAUGUUAUCAAAACAAAAUUCAUAAAUGAUAUUUGAAGUAUUAAUUAUGUUGUGUAAUACUGAUAUUUUAAUCAAUGUAACACCUAUUUUUAUACAAGCAUUCGCAGAUUCUCUAUCCCUUAUCAAUUUUAUUUGUUUUGAUUGCUUUGCACUUAAUGCACUAUAUUGACCAAACUAUGUUAUUGUCAUCAAAUAAACAUGAUGUCAGGUUCAUAUAAUGUGCUUAUGAGGAAACUAAGGCUGGUUGGUGAUGAUAUGAGGAAAGUCAUUUGGGUUUGGUCCAAUAUCUGACACUCACAUUCAGACAGUGAAUGAUCAAAACAGUGUCAACUGUGGAAUUGGAGAGCUUGAAAAGAGUGUUCCAGGGCUAAGAGUCAUUUUAUUUUUUUUGAUCAAAUCACAAUACAUUGGCUGAUAAGAAUUGACUGUGUUGUGAACUCAGUCAAAUAAGAUAAAGAUACAGUAUAUGUGCCUCACUCAAAGGGGCAGCUACGGACUCGAGAAUUAGAAUCAAUGGGUUUCAAUCAAUGAGCAUUAUCUGAGGCUGUCCCCUUGCAAUUAUACCAUGACAACAGCAACCACAUUGCAGUCUGGCAAGCAAUGAGUUGGUCAUUUAUACAAACAUCAUUGGACUUGACUUUAAAUUAAAUGCUAUUUUAGCAAUCUGACAAAGUCAAUGGGUAUAAACUUUAACACUGAUUAAGACAGACAGCUGCUGGAUUCAGGGUUUUGAUGUCUUAACCAUUUUUAAUUCUGUCUUUCUAAAUUGAUUUGUUUCACAAGUGGACAUCUUUUAGAUACUUUCUUGACAUAAAAAUGAUAUUAAUUAAGGAAAUAUGUUGAAAAUGCUGUUUGUUUUUUUAUCUUUU